Pangasianodon hypophthalmus (striped catfish) is the source of this 10641-nucleotide messenger RNA. It is a transcript of the gene frem2a, whose product is annotated as FRAS1 related extracellular matrix 2a. The transcript has 24 exons. Lineage: Eukaryota; Metazoa; Chordata; Actinopteri; Siluriformes; Pangasiidae. The record is from RefSeq and is a predicted model, not a curated record. Gene Ontology annotation, biological process: cell communication. Bases 144 to 9452 code for a protein of 3102 amino acids. Gene Ontology annotation, cellular component: membrane.
GUGGCGUGAGAAUGUCGCCAAUGCGCACUCGGGGUUUUAUAAAGUUUUACUAACCGGUUUUCUUUCCAGAUGUGGAUUUUAUGAGAGGGGUCAUUCGUGUACGGGUGAGGUCCUUUGUCCUGUGACUGGUGACAGGCUGAAACAUGAUGGAUCUCUGUGUGUGGUUUAUUGUCUUGUCCUCAGUGGCACGCCACGCUAGCAGUCACGGGCUGUCGUACGCGCACAGAGCAGAGCUCUCCGAGGACUCCAUACUUGUAGCGAACAACAGGAUACGCGUGCCCUUCGGCAGAUCGGUGUUCAUUGAUCCCAUCAAUGAUUUGGUGAUCGAAGUGCAGCCAGGAGACAGGUGCAGCUUAGUAGUGCUGGAUAAUGAUCCGCUGUCCCAAAGACCGGGGCAUCUUUCUCCCAAAAAGUUCCCGUGUGAAUUCGGACCUAAUGAUGUGAAGUACUCGCAUUUGGGUUCCAGGAGCCCCGCCGAGGAUAGAGUGAGACUGCAGCUCAGGUACGAUACUCAAACUGAAACUGUCAUCAUACCUUUCAUGCUGGAGAUAGAGGUCCUUUUCACACAGCUGGAGAUAGUUACUAAAAAUAUGCCUCUCACUGUAGAUAAACUCCAUGGCAUUAGCAAUUCAAUUGACAGAAGAAUACUGGAAUUUACCUAUGAUAGAAACUCUGAGCAAUGUGAGGUCACAUCAUUGGCUGCUAGCAGUGCCCUGCCUAGGUAUGGUGAAGUCACUGAUAAGAGUAAAUUAGAGAAAAUGAUGGAUUGUGAUGCUUUUCUCAGAGCUGAUAUUCGCUACAAGCAUACUUCUAUUCACAAGUCUCCAAACAAAGACUAUAUCCCAAUGGUCGUGGAGCUGAGAAACAAAGAAAAUAAUUUACUGAAGCAAGAGUUCUUUCAUAUCAUGAUACGCAUAAGAGAAGGGCUGCAAAACAGUCCCCCCAAACCCAGCUUUGUGGCCAUGAUGAUGAUGGAAAUUGAUCAGUUUGUCAUGACUGCUUUAACUUCUGACAUGUUAGCUGCAGAGGACACUGAAUCUGAUCCUGAUGAUCUUAUUUUCAACAUCACCACCCCUUUCUCUUUUGAAGAAGGUUACAUUGUGAGUACUGAUGAUAGAAAUUUACCAAUAACAUCUUUUUAUCAGCGAGAUAUAAAGGAUCUGAAGAUAGCAUACAAGCCCCCAUCUAUGGACUCGGACACAGAGAGAAUAUUUCAAAUUGAGUUUGAAGUUUUGGACACAGAUGGUGGAGUUUCAGAACCUUUUGCUUUUAUGAUUGUUAUAAAGCCCAUGAACACACUUGCACCAGUGGUGACUAAAAACACAGGGCAGCUACUAUAUGAGGGUCAGUCCAGGCCUCUGUUCACUCAAAACAAUUUAGAAAUCAGCGACGAAGACAACCUGGAUAGUGUAAGGAUAACUGUUGUAAAUGGUCUCCGUCAUGGCGAUCUCACUAUUCUUGGCUCCAGCACGAAGUAUUUCACACCAGCUGAUCUGCAGGUUGGUAUUGUUGUCUACCAGCAUGAUGGCAGUGACACAUACAGUGACAACAUCAUUUUCAGAAUGACAGAUGGCAAGAAUGAAGUGGAGUUUUUGUUCCCUAUUACGAUUGUUCCAACUGAUGAUGAACCCCCCAUUAUAAAUGCCAACACGGGAUUGGUGGUAUUUAAAAACCAAAUGAUUCCCAUUUCACCCCUAAUGCUUAGUGCAGCAGAUAUUGACUCUGAAGAUUCCACCAUUGAGUUCACCAUUGAACCUCCACUCUCAACUAUUGGUGAAGUGUUGCUAAGGCAGUCUGAGGCUCCUGAAGAUCCAUCCUCAUGGAAAUUCAAUACGGAAGAUGGGUUAUAUGAGAAAGCUGUGACAGAGUGGCUACAGAAAGACAUUACAGAUGGGAAACUUUUCUACAGACACACAGGGCCCCACAUCACUGAGACAGUCACAGAUCAGUUUAUCUUUAAAGCUCAGGAUGAUGCUGAUCCUCCAAACCAAUCAGAUGAGAACACAUUCUUCAUUAGGAUUCUCCCUAUUGACGAUGUUCCGCCUGUACUUUUUCCUGGCACGUCUUUACAGAUAACAGUCCAUGAGUAUCAAAUGACUAAUUUUAACAAGAAUGUCCUUCGUUACACUGAUUUGGAUUCUGAUGACAGAGAUCUGAAAUACACAAUAACCCAGCCACCAACUGACACAGAUGAAAGUCAUCCAGUCAGAUUUGGUUCAGUAGUUUUAACAGAGCACCCAGACACUGAGGUAAGAGAGUUCACUCAAGCACAAGUGAACCAUCAUAAGAUUUCCUACAGCCCACCAGACAUAGAGCUGGGCAUAACAGCCCAUGUUGCACAGUUCCAUUUCACAGUUGAAGACACUGCUGGAAACAGUGUAAAAGGAAUCUUCACCAUAUUGGUGCAGCCUGUUAAUAACAAACCCCCAGAGAUAACCAACACCGGUUUCACAGUCUUUGAGCGAGGUAUGCAUAUACUUACAAAUGCUGAGCUUGAUACUACUGACCUCGAUACAGACAGUAAACAGAUUUCCUUUACUUUAAGUCAGAGUCCACAACAUGGUCAGGUCCAGCUUAGUUUUGCUAAUUUGAUUAAAGGGAAUGCUUUUAGCCUAGCAGAUAUCUCAGAGGGCAGAAUUUCUUAUGUCCACAAUGGGGAUGAGACGACCAGUGAUGCUUUUAAACUGGAUGUCAGUGAUGGUGUCCAUACUGUACCAAUUACAGUAAGAAUAGUAGUGAAACCAAUUGAUGAUGAAAUGCCAACUCUGACUCUCCAAGCAGGUACUCUUGGCUCUCACCUGUCUGUGUUGGAAAAUGGUGCUACUGAAAUCACAGUCAGCGUAAUCCAGGGGAAAGACGAAGACACAGAUGACCUCAGGUUGACCUAUAUUGUUGAGGAUGCCCCUGCAUAUGGGGAGAUCCUGGUGAAUGGAAUAUCUUCCAACAUGUUCACCCAAGCUGAUAUAAUCAAUGGUUUGGUAAAGUAUACCCAUACAAGUGGUGAGGUUGGGCUUUCCUCAAAACAGGACCAUUUUAACUUAACCCUCACUGACAUGUCUGAUGAGUGGGCUUUAGGAGGAAAUAAAAUCACUGGAGUAUCUGUUCAUGUUACCAUUCUUCCAGUGGAUAACCAGGCCCCAGUGGUAACAGUGGUUCCUCCAUUUAAUGUCACUGAGGGAGACAAAAACAUAAUUGGAGGCCACCAAAUAAUUGUUGAGGAUGCAGACACACUCAUUGAAGAUAUCUUAUGUACCAUCAUUGUCCAGCCAAAUUCAGGUUAUAUGGAGAACAUCUCUCCAGCACCAGGUUCUGAGAAGUCAAGGUCUGGCACAGCUAUUAGUGCUUUCAGUAUUAGAGAUGUCAAUGAUGGCCAUAUCCGCUAUGUCCAAAGCAUACAUAAAGGCAUUGAACCAGUAGAGGAUAGAUUCACAUUCAGGUGCUCUGAUGGUGUUAACUUCUCUGAGAGACAAUUUUUCCCAAUUGUAAUUAUCCCAACCAAUGAUGAGAAGCCAGAAAUAUUUAUGAGAGAGUUUGUGGUUAUGGAGGGCAUGAACAUCAUCAUUGACACCCCCAUUCUGAAUGGAGUUGAUGCUGAUAUUCCUGUUGAAGAUUUGACUUUUAUCAUUUCGGAACCACCCAAACAUGGUUUUAUUCUUGACCAGCUGAUCACCGGUUCUUUCCCAGUUACUAACUUUACUUUGGAGCAAAUCAAGGAAGCUUCUAGCAUUAUUUAUGAGCAUGAUGAUUCUGAGACCACAGAGGACAAAUUUAAUGUUAUUCUCACCGAUGGAAAACAUAAUGUAGAAGGUACUGUUAUGAUUAUGAUUAUUGCUGUUGAUGAUGAGACUCCAAGAUUGGCCAUUAAUGAUGGUUUGGAAAUUGAAAUUGGGGAGACAAAAGAAAUAAAUAAUAAGAUUCUGAAGGCAACUGAUUUAGACUCUGAAGAUAGCACACUUACAUUUAUAAUUCGGUAUGGUCCAGGUCAGGGAAUUCUGCAGAGGAAAACAAAGCAUGGAUCGUUUGAGAACAUCACAGUUGGGAUGGACUUCACACAGAUGGAACUAGACCAUGGUCAUGUUUUCUAUACUCACAAUGGACAGGAAGGUGUUCGGGACCUUAUAAAGUUUGAUGUAACAGAUGGUAGUAAUCCACUAAUCGACAGAUAUUUCUACAUCACUGUGAGCAACAUUGACAGGGUGUUUCCUGAGGUUGUUAGCAAAGGAGUAUCUCUGAAAGAAGGAGGAAGUGUGAUGCUUACCACUGACCUACUGAGUACAAGUGAUCUCAACAGCCCAGAUGAAAAUCUGGUCUUCACUGUCACCAGAGCCCCUGUGAGGGGACACCUGGAAAGCACUGACACUCCUGGAAUGCCCAUUGUGUCCUUCACUCAACUUCAGCUGGCUGGAAGUAAAAUCUACUACAUCCACACUUCAGAUGAUGAAAUCAAGAUGGACAGUUUUGAGUUUGAGGUCACUGAUGGAUAUAACCCUGUUUUUCGCACCUUCCGUGUAUCAAUAGUUGACGUUGACAACAAAAAACCUGUCCUCACAGUACAUGAGCUCCUGGUGUCAGAAGGUCAGUCUAAACUCAUCACACCAUUUGAGUUGACUGCAGAGGAUCAGGAUACAGCAGAGGAAUUCCUGAAGUUCACGGUCACUCAGUUGCCUAUCCAUGGCAAACUGCUCUUCAACAACAGCCGUCCAAUUACCUCCUUCACAAAGCAAGACCUGAAUGAAAACCUAAUCAGUUACAAACAUGAUGGCACAGAGUCAUAUCAGGACAGCUUCUCUUUUACUGUCACUGAUGGAACACACACUGAUUUCUAUGUAUUUCCUGACACAGUGUUUGAAACUCGCAGACCUCAAGUCAUGAAAAUCACUAUUUCAUCGAUAGACAAUGGUGUACCACAAAUUGUGGUGAACAAAGGUGUUCAAACGUUAAAGGUCUUGCCAACGAACCACCUAGGUUAUCCUAUCACCAGCAAAGUGCUAAAGGCAGAAGACAGAGACAGCAGCCCAGAUACCCUGGUUUUUCACAUCACCACACAACCAGAGCAUGGCUACCUGAUCAACGUUCAGAAGGGGAAUGAUUCCAUCAGUAGAUUUACUCAAGUGGACAUUGAUGACCUGAAGAUCUGCUAUGUGCUGAAACAUAAUAACAAUGCCACCAGUGACAGCUUUAUUUUCUACCUUGAAGAUAAUGGAGGGAAUAAGCUGAAGGAGCAGCACUUCCGUCUGGACUGGUCCUGGAUUUCUCUACAGAAACAGAGCUACGUGGUGGACGAGCAGGCCGGGGUGCUGGAGGUUGUACUCAGACGCAGAGGAUACCUGGGGGAAACUUCUUUUGUAGGAAUUGGCACUUUGGAUGGCAGUGCUGAGAAGGAGAAGGACUUUCGGGGGAAAUUCCAGAAACAGGUGCAGUUUAACCCAGGCCAGAGCACAGCUACGUGGAGGAUCAAGAUCAUUUCUGAUGGGAAGUAUGAGCAGUCUGAGACCUUCAACAUCAUUCUGUCUGAGCCAGUCAUGGGGGCAUUGGAGUCACCAGCGGUGGCCACAGUGGAGAUUGUGGAUCCAGAAGAUGAGUCUACGGUCUUCAUUCCCCAGGCAAGACUUGUUGUCGAGGAGGACAUUGGAGAGCUGCUGGUCCCUUUACACAGAAGAGGAGACGUCAGUGAGGAGCUGAUGGUGCUCUGCUACACGCUGCAAGGCUCGGCUACAGGCACAGUCCCCAGCACUGUUCUGUCUUUCUCGGACUACAUCUCCCGACCGGAGGGACAGACCAGCAUGCUGCGUUUUGAAAAAGGAGAGACGGAGAAGCUUUGCCGUGUGGUGAUCAUAGAUGACUCACUGUACGAGCCUGAGGAAAGCUUUAACGUCUCCCUCAGCGUGGUGUUAGGUGGCCGCCUCGGUUCUGAAUACCCCAGCACAUGCAUCAGCAUCCUGCCAGACCUGGACGAUGCUCCUGUGUUCUACUUCAGUGAUGCAGAGUACCACGUGGACGAGAGCCAAGGUCACAUUGAUGUGCGAGUGUGGAGGACAGGAACAGACCUCUCCAAAGCGGCCACAGUCACUGUCAGAUCCCGUAAAACGGACCCAGUGUCAGCUGAAGCUGGACUGGACUACGUGGGCAUCAGUAAGCAUUUGGACUUUGCCCCAGGGGUGAACGUGCAAACCAUCCGGGUCACAAUUCUGGAUGAUCUCGGCCAGCCGCUGCUUGAGGGCAUUGAGAAAUUCGAGCUUGUCCUGCGCAUGCCCUCGAAUGCGAUUCUGGGAGAGCCAGCAAAAGCCACCGUCUUCAUUAACGAUUCCAUCUCAGACCUGCCAAAGAUGCAGUUUAAACAUCCUCUUCUGACUGGAGAAGAGAGCGAUAGACGUCUCACUGCUGUGGUCCAGCGCAGUGGAGAUAUCACACACCGAUCCACUGUGCGUUGUUACACACGCCAGGGAUCUGCUCAGGUGGCCACUGACUUCGAAGAGAGACCCAACACUGAUGCAUCAGUCAUCACCUUCUUACCAGGUGAUACGGAGAAGCCGUGUGUGUUAACUUUGGUGGACGACUCAGUGUAUGAGGAGGAGGAGGAGGAGAUGAGGCUUGUGCUCGGGAGUGCUACAAGUGACUCCCCAUAUGGAGCUUCCACAGGCACAAAGAACGAAACACUCAUCAAGAUUAAAGACAGUGCUGACAAGCCAAUUAUCAAGUUGGCUGAGACAAAGUUGAGUGUGAAUGAGCCGAAAGAGUCAGGGAAGAUAAGCAUUGUGCGGAUCCCUGUGCGUCGAGUGGGAGAUUCCUCCAAAGUGUCCGUGGUGAGAGUACACACUAAAGAUGGUUCAGCUGUGUCGGGAGAAGACUAUCACCCCAUCUCUCAGGAUGUUGAAUUUAAGGAAGGUGAAACAGAACAUUUUGUGGAGGUGGAGGUCCUGUUUGAUGGGGCCAGAGAAAUGAGAGAAUCCUUCACUGUCCACCUCAAACCUGAUGAGAACAUGGUGGCCGAGAUCCAGAUGUCCAAGGCCAUAGUGUACAUUGAGGAGGCCAACAGCAUGGCUGAUGUCACGUUCCCCUCGCUGCCACAUGUCGUGUCUCUGCUGCACUAUGAUGAUGUCAGAAGGACUAUACACAAUGCUCACCCACCAGCCGGCUAUCCAGUGGUCUGUGUGACGGCAUGCAACCCCAAGCACCCAGAAUAUGAGAAAACAGGCUCGAUAUGUGCAAGUGAGCACAUCAAUGACACGCUAACACACUAUCGCUGGCUUGUCAGUGCCCCCACUGGGUCGGACGGUGUCACCAGCCCUAUGAGGGAAGUAGAUAUCGACACCUUUUUCACCUCCUCCAAGAUAAUCACGCUGGACUCCAUCUACUUCCAGGCCGGCUCACGAGUUCAGUGUGCAGCCCGUGCCGUUAACUCAAACGGGGACGAAGGCCUGGAGCUCAGCAGCCCCAUCGUAUCCAUAAGCAAGGAAGAAGGGAUGUGUCACCCUCGUAAAGUGGGCACAGUAGGUGCUGAGCCUUUCUCUGCCAAGCUGCACUACACCGGCGCUGAGGACCCAGAACAUGCCAACCUCAUCAAGCUUAGUGUCACCAUGCCCCACACAGAUGGCAUGCUCCCUGUGCUCUCUACUCGUGCUCUGUCCAACUUCGAGUUGACCCUGAGUCCGGAUGGCAGCCGUGUAGGGAACCACCGCUGCUCCAAUCUGCUGGACUUUGAUGAGGUUCCCACACGCCACGGCUUCCUGACGAAGGCCACGAAGAGUGCAGAACAAAUUGGAGAGAGCGCUCCCUACCAAUAUAACUCUACCAUGAGGGGCCUGAACACGCUACGCUUCUACAGGAACCUCAAUCUGGAGGCCUGUCUGUGGGAGUUUGUGAGUUAUUAUGACAUGUCUGAGCUGCUCACAGACUGCGGCGGGAGCAUCGGGACUGACGGACAGGUGCUAAAUCUGGUGCAGUCCUAUGUGACUCUGCGUGUCCCCCUCCAUGUCUCCUACGUGUUUCACUCGCCCGUGGGCACCAGCGGCUGGCAGCACUUCGACCUACAGUCCGAGCUGCGGCUUACUUUUGUUUACGACACUGCCAUCUUGUGGAAGGACGGCAUCGGCAGCCCUCCUCAAGCUGAACUGAAAGGAGCUCUUUACCCAGCCAGUAUGAGGAUUAAUGAUAUGGGUCGUCUGGUGGUCAACUUCCGCACCGAGGCUCACUUUCGGGGACUGUUUGUGGCCUCGCAUCAUGCAUCUUCUUUGACCUCAGUGGUCAUAAGUACAGCCCACCCUGGGUUAACCUUUAACCUUUCCUUGGUCAGAACGGAACCCACCUACAAUCAGCCCGUGCAGCAGUGGACAUUCACUUCAGACUUUGCUGUGCGUGAUUACUCUGGUACCUACAGCGUGAAGCUAAUCCCCUGCACCACGGCCCUAAACAUCGAGUACACUGUUCCUGCAGUGUGCAAUCCCAGAGAGCCGGUCACAUUUGACCUGGACAUCAGAUUCCAGCAGGUGAGUGAUCCAGUUGCUGUGGAGUUCAAUCUGAAUACACAGAUGUUCCUGCUGUCAAAGAGAUCUGUGUGGCUCUCUGAUGGAUCUAUGGGCUUUGGACAGGAGAGCGAUGCAGCUUUUUCAGAGGGUGAUACAAUCUACGGGCGAGUGAUGGUGGAUCCGGUGCAGAACCUGGGAGACUCGUUUCACUGUAAUAUUGAGAAGGUUUUUUUGUGCACUGGAGCAGAUGGAUAUGUGCCCAAGUACAACCCCACCAAGUUCGAGUUUGGCUGCUUGGCAGAUUCUCCUUCCCUACUAUACAGAUUCAAAAUAAUUGAUAAAGCACAGCCAGAGACCCAGGCUCUGAGUUUUGGUGAUAUGAACUUCAACGCUGUGCUGGCAGUAGACGACCCAUCAGCCCUCUCUCUAGUGAAGCAGCCCGGCUCAGAUGGGUUCAGACUGGACUCAGCUCCCUUAUUCCAGGUGGCAGCAGGCCGUGAGUGGUACAUCCACACCAUUUACACUGUGCGCUCCAGAGACAAUGCAAACCGUGGCAUCGGCAAAAGAAGCGUGGAGUACCAUUCCUUCGUGGCGCACAACACUCGUGCUAGGCGCUCUAACCAAGACGUGCCUGCUAUCGCUGAAAUGAUCAGUGCUGAGAACAAUCGAGGCACCAACAUCAUGCACAUUGCUCUAGAGCGCCAGCAGGCAGUGCAGGCUGGUGAGGUUCUUCCUGAAGGCCUGGUACAGCAUGAAAUGACCAAACGUAGCACUGAGGAAGAGGCAGUGCUGGCAGCGGGGAUCUCAAUUGGGCUGCUGCUCUUCGGCCUCAUCGUAGCUGUGCUUUUUCUAAUGCUGCGUUCACAGAGGAGACCAGAAAAGGAGGUGAGAAAGAAAUCAGCGAAGGAGGGACCAACAGUCUCUGGCAGCAUGCAGCCGGUUAUAUUGAGGAGCGGUUUUGAAGGCAGCGAUGGCUCUGAGGUGUGACAGCCGCAGGAUUCAGUCCUGAUUAUUGUGGGCCAUCUCGGACGAGUCACAAUGCUCUGUAUUUGCAAUUUAACAAGUGCCUCAGAAAGAUUCAGUCCUGUGGAAGGUCCGUCAGGUCUGUCUGUCCAGCUGCAUUCUAAACAUCUGUCUGAGUGGUUUGGAUUAACUGUGCUCUUCGAGUACUGUUUCAGAACUGGCCACAACUGCGUGCUCAGAAGUUAUGCUAAUUAUUGUGGUUUUUAAGAUGUAUAUCUUGAUUUCAAAGGACCAAGGAUUACGUAUUAAUUUACAUUUAUAUCACAAUUGUUAAAUAUUGACAAAUUGUAUUAAACUUUGGGGAUAUGAAAUGGGGUUACUUAUUUAGAAUAACACAAAACAGACACUCUAAGGGUAAGCCCAGUAGGAAGAUAGGAACUGUUAUAGGAUUGAUAAGAAGAAAAAGAAAAUUGAAAAGGAUAAAGAGGAAAAAAGUAAAGGAAUCAAAUCAGCUCACCAAAAUUGUAUGGUCAUUUACAUUAGGUUUCCAGUUACAGUUUCCAUGAUCAAUAAUCAGUAACAGAAUACACUUUAAAAUGUGGUUACAUUAUGUUAGUAGAGAGAAACUGCUGAUUGUGCACAAAUACCAAACUGUAAGAAACACUGAAUGUCUGCUGCGAGUUGUUUACAUAGCUUUGUGUAAUGAGCCAUACACAUAUUUAUGUUUACAUGAAGUGUACCAUAUUUUAUGUCUUCUCUUUUUGACAUCAGUGUUCAUUAUCAUUACUUGUUAUGUAUUUUAUGCACAUACAACUGAACUUGGAGUAAUAGUACUGUAUGUAUUAAACGUCUGAUUAAUUGUCGAGUGUUGAUCCAGGUUUAUUUAUUUCCUGCUGUGUGUUCCCACAUACAACAGGGUCAUACGUAAUGAAAGGUUCUUAGUAUAAUAAACAAACAAUGUAAUCAUAAUGUUUCCUUUACACAAUUGUACGUUAUAAUAGAGAACAAGUAAUUAAUGAUUUGGUUAGCAUACUGCUUCAAUAAUUCAUAAAUAUGGAAAAUGUUGGUGAAUUGUGCUGUGUCCUAUUUGUAAUAUAAAUUGAGGAAGUACAGUGUGCUAUAUAUUUGAAAAGUAUAAAAGCUUUACUUGCAAGUCUGCAAGCUUCAUGUCUGCCUUCCUGUAUUAAAGUGAAAACCACCCAGUCCUGUGACU